Symbiodinium sp. CCMP2592 is the source of this 1390-nucleotide messenger RNA. Lineage: Eukaryota; Dinophyceae; Suessiales; Symbiodiniaceae. The record is from the annotation of a GenBank genome assembly.
GAUUCUUUACUUCCUCUUUGCGGGCCUCUUCUAUACCAAUGUGGAAGGAUGGACUUGGCUCGAGGCACUAUACUUCGCAAUGGUAACCAUGUCCACGGUGGGUUUCGGAGACUUGUCCCCGUCGGUGUGGUACUCCCAGAUGGUCACGGUGUUCUUCAUCCUCGUAGGCAUCAGCGUCGUCUUCGCACAGCUGGGGAACUGCGUCACCUCGAUUAUCGAGCCAACGUUUAAACUAUCGCGGAACAUCUUCGAGCGAUGUGUGCCGAAUCAAUACAUUGACAUCUCUGGGGACGGCAUCCCGGACUUUCAGGUGCCCAGGACACCUCUCAUCCACUACUCUAAGAAGCUGGCAGGGCCAAUCGUGAUACUGCUUGCCUUCCAGCUGGUUUCUGCGGCCAUUUUCGCACUCGUGGAGCCCGAUGUCUUUGACUUCGGACUCGCUUUCUGGUACGUCAUGGUGACGGCCACGACGGUAGGCUUUGGCGACAUCUCUGCCGAAAGUACGGCUGGGCGGAUCUGGGCGAUCCUGCAUAUUCUGCUUUCCGUUUGCCUGCUUGCAGCGCUUAUCGGGGACUUCGGGAACCUCUACGAGGAGAGAAAAAGCUUGGUGGAGCGGGCGUAUCACUUCACCAGAAGCUACGACGAGGAAGUCCUGGCAGCCCUGGAUGAAGAUGGCAACAAAAUCAUCGGAAAGCAUGAGUUCAUCCUUGGCAUGCUGAAAGAGACAGGGAAGCUGGACCAGAUGGAAGACAUUGCGCCCCUCGAGGAUACGGAGUGUGCCGAUGAGACCUGCGCACUCAAUGCCCUGCAGCAGAAGCAAGCCGCUUUGGCAGGUCUUGCAGAGGAGUCCGUGGCGAAGUUCGAGACUGCUCUGGAAGAAGGUGAUGCCCAGGAGGAAAAGCUGGAAAUGAUGCAGAAGCAUGGCAAAGCCGAAAAGGCCACGGAGGGCGAGCAGUGGGGCAGCGACGUCUUUGGCCAGUCUCCGUCCACUGGUCACUCUCCGACGCUUCCAGUUCUGCCGAGCAAAUACUGCACAAGCAGGAUCGAGUCCUCGUCUUGCAGGCUUUUCGACUGUGCGACGUCACGGGGUCCUUCGUCUUGCAACACCACGGAUUACACAUGCCACUGCAAGCCGGGUUACUGCUCAGACGGCAAAGGCUGUGUGUCGGUGCAUGGUGAUGCAAAGCCGACGCCCGGAUUCAGCGACUACCACGCAACGCCAGGGUUUUGCGAGACAAAGAUCCAGAGUUCUUCCUGCAUGAUCUUCGAUUGCGCCGUGUCGCGCGGGCCCUCGACGUGCAAUACCACCGACUACUUCUGCCAUUGCCAACCCGGCUUCUGUUCUGAUGGCAAAGGCUGCGUUCCUUUCCACGCGUCCCAUCACUAUUGA